This is a messenger RNA of Gavia stellata (red-throated loon), 2008 nucleotides long. RefSeq names its product WAS/WASL interacting protein family member 1 (gene WIPF1). The record is from RefSeq and is a predicted model, not a curated record. The coding region runs from base 7 to 1488 and encodes 493 amino acids. The transcript is spliced from 7 exons. NCBI's taxonomy places the organism in Eukaryota, Metazoa, Chordata, Aves, Gaviiformes, Gaviidae. Gene Ontology annotation, molecular function: actin binding.
UCCACCAUGCCCGUGCCUCCCCCUCCAGCUCCCCCUCCGCCCCCAACACUGGCCUUGGCAAAUACUGAAAAGCCAUCCCUAAGCAGGUCAGAACAAGCAGGGAGAAAUGCUCUAUUAUCUGAUAUUACCAAAGGAAAAAAGCUAAAGAAGACUGUUACUAAUGACAGAAGUGCUCCGAUUCUAGACAAACCCAAAGGACCUGGUGGAGGUGGCGGCGGUGGCUUUGGAGGAGGUGGCGGUGGCAGCGGCGGGGGUUUUGGUGGUGGCGGACCACCUGGCCUUGGAGGCCUUUUUCAAGCAGGAAUGCCAAAGCUCAGAUCUGCUGCGAGUCGAGAUGCCGAUGCCGGGGGAGGCCGCCCGCCCGCCCUGCCGCCCGGAGGCCGCUCCGCAGCCGCCAAGCCCUUCUCUCCGCCGAGCGGCCCGCCGCGCUUCCCGGGGCCGCCCUCGGGGCCGCGGACCUCCGCUCCCGAGCCGCAGAGGAGCCGCAUGCCGCCGCCGAGGCCCGACGUCGGCUCCAAGCCCGAGGCCGUGCCGCCCCCGGUGCCCAGCACCCCCCGGCCCAUCGCCUCCAGCCUGCACAACAGGGGCUCGCCGCCGGUGCCGGGCGUGAGCCGGCAGCCCAGCCUGGGGCCCUCGCCCCCGCCGUUCCCGGGCAGCCGGAGCGCGGGGUCGGCCGGGCCCCUCCGGCAGCCCGGCCCCAGCGCGCCGCCCGCCUUCUCCGGCCGGCCGCCGCUGCCGCCCACCCCGGGCCGGCCGGCGGAGGACAAGCCGCCGCCCCCGCCGCCCCCCGCCGGGCACCGGCCGCCCGCCGCCCGGGAGGCGGCUCUGCCGCCGCCGCCGCCGCAGAACAGCAAGCCGCCCGUGCCCUCCGCCCCCCGGCCCACCCUCGGCGCCCCGGCGCCCCCGCCGCCCCCCAGCAGGCCGGGGCCGCCCCCCGGCCCGCCCGUCCCCGGCGGCAGCGACGAGAUGCCGCGGCUGCCCCAGAGGAACAUCUCGCUGGGGUCCUCCUCGGCGCCCGGCGGCGGGGGGGGCCGCUCCGGACCCCUGCCCCCCCCGCCCAGCGAGAGGCCCCCGCCGCCCGUCAGAGACCCCCCGAGCCGGUCAGGCCCGCUCCCACCACCUCCUCCCAUAAGCAGGAAUGGAAGCACUUCAAGGGCUUUGCCCGCUACUCCCCAGCUGCCCUCCCGGGCAGGGCUGGACAGCCAGAGAGGUGGACCACGACCGCCGCUUCCCCCCGACCGGCCAGGCUCGGCAGCGCCGCCACCACCACCGCCGCCUUCAUCAGCUGUCAGAAACGGCUUCCAGGACCCAGGUGAUGAUGAAUGGGAAAGCAGAUUUUCUUUUCAUCCUAUAUCUGAUUUGCCACCUCCAGAGCCAUAUGUACCUGUGAACAGAAGUUAUCCCAGUAAACUAGCAAGAAAUGAAAGUAGAGGUGGCUCUGGCCGAAAAGAAAGAGGUGCCCCGCCGCUUCCGCCUAUACCAAGGUGAAAUGGGUUCUGGCCCAUCUUUGGGCGACGUCUGUUUUCAAGUUUCUUUCGAGUCAGCUCUCCUGUCCACAUCAUUGGAAAGUUGUCUGUUUUGCUUUAUUUCCACUUUUGGCUUGUCAGCUGGAACAAUCUUCAGUCUCUAUUACAGAAGUAAUAGAUGCAGCUUAUGAACUAUAGUUGCUCAAAGCUAUAAAUUUUAUUUGCUUAAACUGCAGGCUGUCAUGAAAGACAUUUUGUGGACCAUACACAACAUACGUGCAUCAUACUUACCGCAUCCAGCCCUGUCCCCUUGAGAGCUCCACGAGAGGUCUGGCUUUGAAUUUAAUGAGAGCUGGAGCAAAGCUGUUUCAUUCACUUUGGGUACAGUGGCUGUAUUAUUUGAAUGAUAAAGUACAAUCUAUUUUCUGUUUAAAAAACAGUUGCUGGGGAACAUCGUGUAGCCAGGAGUCCCCCGGAGCCUUCUUUCCAUGCCUAACUUGGCCCAUCUGCUUCUGCAAGCCAUAGAGCUACUGCAUGGUGAC